Molecule: messenger RNA, 1698 nt
Organism: Closterium sp. Naga37s-1
Lineage: Eukaryota; Viridiplantae; Streptophyta; Zygnematophyceae; Desmidiales; Closteriaceae
Source: the annotation of a GenBank genome assembly
AUGAAGGACGCGUCCCUUUCGCAGGGCGUGUCGGCGCGUCGAGCACACCUCGUGGCGCACCCGCACCUCGGAUGUGAAGCGCGGAUGGGCGCAAGGGGGGAUGGGCGCAAGGGGGGAUGGGCGCAAGGAGGGAUGGUCGCAAGGGGGAAUGCGCGAGGGGGGUGGGCGCAAGGGGGGAUGGGCGCAAGGGGGGAUGGGCGGAAGGGGAGAUGGGCAGCGGAGAGGGAAUGGGCGCAAGAGGGGGUGGAUGACAGUUGUGCUGUGCUGGCUGCCCAGGCCGUGUUUGGAUGGCAGUGCUGCUGCAAUGCAAUGCAAUGUGCGCGCAUGGCGAGAAGCAAGGCGGCCUUGACGUUGCUAGUGUGUUGCCCAGGGGAUCUGCGCAUGCCUCUCUCCCCCACUCAAACCACCCCCCACCCACAUGCCUGUCUUCCCUUCCCCGCUCCCCCCCCCCCCCCCUCUCCCCCUCCACCCCUUCCCCCUCCCCUCCCGCUCCUCCUUUUUUUACUCACAUGCCUGUCUCCCCCAACACCCCCCCCUCCGCCUCCCCUUUUUGACUCACAUGCGUGUCCCCUUCCCCCUUCCCCCUCCUCUUUUCACUCACGUGUCUGUCUCCCUACUCCUCCUCCCUCCCUCACUCACAUGCCUGUGUCCCCCUCCCCCAAACCCCCCUUUCACUCACAUGCCUGUGUCCCCCUCCCCCAAACCCCCAUUUCACUCACAUGCCUGUGUCCCCCUCCCCCAAACCCCCCUUUCACUCACAUGCCUGUGUCCCCCUCCCCCAAACCCCCCUUUCACUCACAUGCCUGUGUCCCCCUCCCCCAAACCCCCCUUUCACUCACAUGCCUGUGUCCCCCUCCCCCAAACCCCCCUUUCACUCACAUGCCUGUGUCCCCCUCCCCCAAACCCCCCUUUCACUCACAUGCCUGUGUCCCCCUCCCCCAAACCCCCAUUUCACUCACAUGCCUGUGUCCCCCUCCCCCAAACCCCCAUUUCACUCACAUGCCUGUGUCCCCCUCCCCCAAACCCCCCUUUCACUCACAUGCCUGUGUCCCCCUCCCCCAAACCCCCCUUUCACUCACAUGCCUGUGUCCCCCUCCCCCAAACCCCCCUUUCACUCACAUGCCUGUGUCCCCCUCCCCCAAACCCCCCUUUCACUCACAUGCCUGUGUCCCCCUCCCCCAAACCCCCCUUUCACUCACAUGCCUGUGUCCCCCUCCCCCAAACCCCCAUUUCACUCACAUGCCUGUGUCCCCCUCCCCCAAACCCCCAUUUCACUCACAUGCCUGUGUCCCCCUCCCCCAAACCCCCCUUUCACUCACAUGCCUGUGUCCCCCUCCCCCAAACCCCCCUUUCACUCACAUGCCUGUGUCCCCCUCCCCCAAACCCCCCUUUCACUCACAUGCCUGUGUCCCCCUCCCCCAAACCCCCCUUUCACUCACAUGCCUGUGUCCCCCUCCCCCAAACCCCCCUUUCACUCACAUGCCUGUGUCCCCCUCCCCCAAACCCCCCUUUCACUCACAUGCCUGUCUCCCACCCCCCGCACCCACCCUUUCACUCACAUGCCUGUGUCCCCCUCCCCCAACCCCCCGUUCACCCGCUUGUCACCUGUCGGGCCCUCUGGUGGCGAGGGUAGCGGCGGCAGUGGUGGACGCCGGAGGAGGCGAGGUGAGAGCAGCGCAGCGAGCGGCUGGCAUGUGA